Messenger RNA from Periophthalmus magnuspinnatus, 494 nucleotides. It is a transcript of the gene cdc26, whose product is annotated as cell division cycle 26 homolog. NCBI's taxonomy places the organism in Eukaryota, Metazoa, Chordata, Actinopteri, Gobiiformes, Gobiidae. Gene Ontology annotation, cellular component: anaphase-promoting complex. Gene Ontology annotation, biological process: regulation of mitotic cell cycle; protein K11-linked ubiquitination; anaphase-promoting complex-dependent catabolic process. The transcript has 3 exons. Bases 147 to 416 code for a protein of 89 amino acids. The record is from RefSeq and is a predicted model, not a curated record.
ACUUCCGGGACAAACGCGAAAAGCGAAAAAUACACCUAACAUCUACAAAGACUAGGCGAAACCGGGACAACGGGGCCAAACCGGGUCAGGUCUGGGACACAGCGGGCACGAGCAUCAGGAGCACGCCCCAGGACACGCGCACGACAAUGUUGAGGAGGAAACCAACUCGGAUCGAGCUGAAGAUCGACGACUGUGAGGAGUUUGAGAGCAUCAAGAAAGAACUGGAGGCUCGAAAACGCCAGCGCGAGGAGGCGGAGUCUGGAGCCUCAGACAUCACUGACAUCAUCGCGGGCGGAGGAGCCUCAGCAUCGACGUCAUCAUCUUCGAGAGCGGAACUUAUCAACGAGCGAAUCGGCUUCAAGCCCCACCCCAAACCCAACACGCUGCCCGGGCUCUUUAACUCACUGCAGUUUUAACCUUUAACCUCCCUCUGGAAACAAGUCUGCAACAGAACUCUGCCUGCCCUGGAUUCAGCGGCCAAUCAGAGCCCGGCC